Molecule: messenger RNA, 809 nt
Organism: Leptinotarsa decemlineata (Colorado potato beetle)
Lineage: Eukaryota; Metazoa; Arthropoda; Insecta; Coleoptera; Chrysomelidae
Product: dopaminechrome tautomerase
Cellular component (GO): extracellular region
Source: RefSeq, a predicted model, not a curated record
CAUCUCAUAUUUGAUAAUAUUUCAAAAUGUUUUCAUGCAGCUACCUUAUUUGUUUUUCAGGUCCACCAUCUGGAAUUUGAAUGGACAGAUGGAAUUUUCGGAAUGGCUCUGAGUCCCGUUCAUCAGUACGAUAAAGAUAGGCUUUUGUACUUCCACCCGAUGUCUAGCUUCAGGGAGUUUUCCGUAAAAACUUCCGUCUUAUGCAAUGAAACCGGUUGGUCUGAAAUUAAGAACGCUUUCAGUGUUGUGGGCCAGAGCAGAGGGAAAUCGGGCCACGUUUCUACUUCUCAAAUUGACAGAAGAGGAGUGAUGUUCUACAACCUGGUGACCAGAGAUUCUAUAGGAUGCUGGGACUUGAGAAAACCCUACAGGAGAGAAAAUCUGGGCGUCGUUGCCAAGAGUAGUGAAACUCUCGUAUUUCCGAACGACAUGAAAAUAGACCAGAACCGCAGACAAAGUGUAUGGGUUUUAACCAACCGAUUGCCAUUUUAUCUGUACGAAGGGCUGGAUGAAGAUAAAGUCAACUUCAGGGUUAUGUCUGCAUUCGUCGAUGAAGCUGUUCAAAACACAAUUUGCGAUCCCAACGUCAGUGUUUAUCGGGCUUAUCAGGAGUUUUCAGGAGAUGAUGAAUGUUAUUAGUUUCUCGAUGAAUUUGAUGAAUGGUUUAUGAUUUUCGUGUAACAGAACUGCGAAAUACUUUUCUUGGUGUACUAUGAUCAAAUUGGCACCCUACCCAAAUUUGAAAACUGAAGUUACAAAACAGUAUAUAUGAAAAAUGAGAAAUGAAACUCUCUAUGUUUUUACCACUU